Engraulis encrasicolus (European anchovy) is the source of this 2250-nucleotide messenger RNA. RefSeq lists its product as uncharacterized. The transcript has 5 exons. The record is from RefSeq and is a predicted model, not a curated record. Gene Ontology annotation, biological process: proteolysis. NCBI's taxonomy places the organism in Eukaryota, Metazoa, Chordata, Actinopteri, Clupeiformes, Engraulidae. Gene Ontology annotation, molecular function: cysteine-type peptidase activity. The coding region runs from base 132 to 485 and encodes 117 amino acids.
GAUCAGAAGGCCCUUGACCACUGCCAAGGCAUUACUCGGUAAUAUAUUGUGCAUACUUUUCUUCACCAAUGAAUGUGAGAAAGGGAAGAAAACAAAUCUAAUUAAAGGCUAUACUUUACUAAAGGUCUUUCAUGAGACUGAGGGGCCUGAACCCGUCAAAGUGGAUCUGUGAAAAAAGGCCCCAUGCCAUACAAAAAGAUGGAACGUCUUGUGGGGCGUAUGUGCUGAAGUUCGCCAAAUGUGUCUUGGAGGGAUUGCCUCUACAGUUCAACACAUCACCCACAGACAUCAACAAAUUAAGAGAGGAGAUUGUGCUUUCUCUUAUUUUGAACACAGACGACCUGCAGGACCUGUGCCACAGCUGUGGGGAACAGACUGGGGACACACAAUGGAUCGGGUGUGACCGGUGCCUGCGCUGGUUCCACCAGACCUGCGUCCAGUACACAGUUGGCCAGGAAGACUACAUUUGUGCAGCAUGUCAAUAGGAUUUGUUUGUAAAUAUUUUCAAGAAGGUGUACAGUAUGUCUGACUAUUGUUGUUGUUUUUUCUCUUUUCUUUUCCUUUUUUUCAUGUUUUAAUAAUAUGUUGAGAACACCGUUUUUCUGUGCCAGCAGAAUGGUUAGUCAUGGGCCAUAGUGUAUGGACAAGCUGCUGUAGUCAAAUCGAUUUGUCAUGUUGUCCAUUGACUACUACACUUAACACUUCCGAAUUAUUUGAUAACUGUAUUCACCUUUGAGUUGGGAAGACGGUGUCUUGUUGUUGGAAUAAAUAUCUUCCCCAAACUUUGAGUCCAGUUAUUAAGAAUCGCAAGUGGACACUGGUCCGAAACGUGUUACUCUAUAGAACAGUGACGAUGUCAAACAAAGGCUUGUUGUUAUGACAUUACAUUUGAAUCAUGUACUUACAGGGUGAAAGACUUUUUUCCAUGUAUUUCAGUUCAAAGGCCAAUACUUGCCAAAGUUUCUGAGGUGAUCGUGGAGGGUGGUAGUUGUAUGUACAGUGAAUUUGAUGCAGCUGAUCAUCUGUAGAGUUAUAGGGGGGCUGUCAUAUUCUGUCAAGGCGUUGCAUGAAUGGGCCUGUCACCUGUAAGUCAGGAUUGCGAAGAGUAAUGCUCGCCAAAGAGAUGUGAUCAUGGCCUCACCUCAUUACCCAUGUUAAGCAUGUAUUCAUUUUCAGAAUCAGAGGCCAAUUACGUAUUGAUGCUUUGAAUUAAUCAAGCAUUACAUUUUAUGUUAUGUUAUGUAUUCUAAUAAUGUGUCAAAUUAUUAGUGAAAUAUGAAAAUUGUUUUAUGUGAUGGGCUCUCUUUAAGAUCAGGUCAGCGUGAAGACACAGGACCCCAGGAGAAAAAUCCAGGUGAGAUAAUUAAGACGUUUUUCUGUGUGGAUAAGUUUUAAACGAUUGCAACUUGCAAGAUUAUUGUUGUGCAUGUUACUCUUCAACAGGGAUUGGUGUAGUGUCAUCUGACUGGUCCCGACUGAAAGAUACUCAUGGAAUAUUACAUGCAAUAUUGCAAUCCAAAAUCUACUAUGAGCUAACUGGGAUGUGUGAUUAGGAGAGAAUAUUGGUAUGUGAUUCUUAACCUUGUCUUUGGCCUGGUUGUGUGCGAGACUGGAUAAGUGUUGGUGGGUUGGUACUGUUUGUUAUUAAAUGAUUGCUGACUCUAUGACUUGAUGUGAAGGGCACAGUGACCUCCAGAUGUGUCAACAGGCCUGAUGUGGUGACACAAGUUUGUGCCUUAAUGAAGAUGCACUUUUUUGUGCAAAAUUUACUUUGAAGUCCAUUUUAAGUGGAAAAUUGUUGGAAGUAUGGACAUUUCUGACCAUGUUUGUUUAUAGGUGACCGUUGGGAAGAAGCAACCAGUGGAAGACAGCUUCUUAUGCAUUAUAUUGAUGUCACUAAUACAUUUCAUUAUUGACGCAUCUGGAAGAGUCUUGGGUUGUGUGUAAUUAUGUGGUCUGGACAAGCAUGCCCGGAAGCCAGAUUGUGUGUUGCCUGUUGUAGGUCUGGGCUUAUGUGUGCAGGUUUGUGUUGGUGUUCCAAGCAGACGGAGAAGACAAGGGCCAUGGAUGAGAAAGAGGUGACACGGUGAUCUGGAUAACCCAAACCAGGCAGAGGACCCAGAGAGUACAUGCAUAGUCAUAACAUAAUAAAUAAAUAAUCUCUGUUAGCAUAUAAUAACUUUCGGGUUCAGGGAAAUUCAGGAUUGGAUCAUCAUGUUUUAGGGUGAGAGGAUUGAACCCAGAGCUCUG